AUGCUGUGCUCAUUCUCUGCUUCUCAGGAUUGUGAAAUGGAUGAAGACGAGUUGAUCUUGUUGUCGAUGACCAGAAGAUCUUUCAACAAGUUCCAUAUUUUCAUGAUGGAAGGUUAUCAAGUCUUCCCUCAACAACUCUAUUUUCAUUUUGUUUUCAAUUUAUGGAAUUCUUCUGGCUAUUUUUCUAUCUUGAAAAUGAUAAUAGAUAUAGUUGCUAGACUUGAAUCAAUUCUCAAACUUAAAGAUAUUCUUGGUCUUCAAAAUAUUGCAACUCACCACUCAUCAUGGAGAACUCCGUCAACCUCUUUAGAAGACAGAUCUAUCAUUUUUGGUAGGGAUCAAGACAAACAGGCCAUACUCAAAUUACUCUUACAUGAUGAUGAUAACACUGCUGUCAUCCCCAUUGUUGGCAUGGGUGGCCUUGGAAAAACAACUUUAGCCCAAUUUGUGUUCAACCAUGACAGUAUAAAGCACAAAUUUGAUGUUCAAGCAUGGGAAAAGCUCACUGGAAAGAGGUUCUUAAUUGUUUUAGAUGAUGUAUGGACCGAGGAUUACGACGCUUGGAACUAUGGGAAGUAA
Molecule: messenger RNA, 579 nt
Organism: Vicia faba (fava bean)
Lineage: Eukaryota; Viridiplantae; Streptophyta; Magnoliopsida; Fabales; Fabaceae
Source: the annotation of a GenBank genome assembly